Microtus oregoni (creeping vole) is the source of this 678-nucleotide messenger RNA. Its product is annotated as paired immunoglobulin-like type 2 receptor beta-2. Gene Ontology annotation, molecular function: MHC class I protein binding. The coding region runs from base 1 to 678 and encodes 225 amino acids. NCBI's taxonomy places the organism in Eukaryota, Metazoa, Chordata, Mammalia, Rodentia, Cricetidae. The record is from RefSeq and is a predicted model, not a curated record. The transcript is spliced from 4 exons.
AUGGCUCUGCUGGUCUCAUUUCAUGGAGGGAAUCGGGUCAUAGCGUGGGUCCUGCUUCUGCUGCUGUCAGUGGUGUGCGUGCAAGCUGGGAACUCAGCAGGAUCCAACAGAGUAAAUCGCUAUAGGGUGGAGCAACCAGAACGCCUCUAUGGUGUCCAGGGCGGCUCCAUCGAGAUCCCCUUCUCCUUCUACUUCCCUGGGGAAUUGGAACAAAUUCCACCAAUGAGUAUUCUCUGGAGAUGGAAGCAGUCCUAUGGGGAAUUGAUCUACAACUCUUCCUCGGGUUUCAUACACGAGCAUUUUAAGGACCGGCUCAUCCUGAACUGGACACAGCCUCAGACAUCCGGAGUCCUCAGAAUCCUGGACUUGAAGGAGCAGGACCAGACAGUGUACUUCUGCCAAGUUCGUCUGAACACAAGUAAAGGCUUACAGAAGUUUCAUUCGAAUAAAGGGACCCACCUCACCAUCACCCAAGUCGUCAGAACCACCACGAAGAGCCCCUCCAUGGUCUCCUCUGUUGCCACCACGGCUAGCUUGGAGAACUCAGAGGGCCAGAGGAAUCCUUCUUUUGUGAACAUAGUAGCCACAGUCGGGGUGAUUGUGGCCACGGCUGUGCUCAUAACCCCAAUCUGUGUACUGAUGAUCUUCCUCUGGUGGAAGCAAAGGCCAGCAGACUAA